AUGCUGGCAAAGCACGGCAGUCGUAGAGAAUUCCUUGAUAAACUGGUAGAUUUAUCAAUAUUCAAUAAAACUACGACUGAGAGAUAUUGGCAUAGAAAACCAGUGUCUGUUGAAGUAACCGCAUACGCUAUGCUCUCGUUUAUAUCCGACGAUAAAUUAUUUGAAUCUACGCCUAUGAUGCGUUGGCUUAACAGGCAGCGAUAUGGUCUAGGGGGCUAUCCUGGAACGCAAGAUACGUUUGUUGGAUUGAAAGCAUUGGCAACGUUCGCUGCUAGGUCAUCUGGUGCUAAAAACAACUAUCGCGUAACAGUAAAAUACAGCCCGUACGUUCAACGUAAAUUUGACAUAGACAAACACGUUCCCAUGGGUAUACUGAGCUAGAUAUUCCCAACAAUAUCAGGAACAUGAUAGUGGAAAUCGAAGGUACCGGCAAUGGUUAUUUCCAGGUGUGGUACCAGUACUAUCAAAAUAUACAAGUGGCUAAGCAUAGAUUCAACAUCACAAUUGAUCAACUUAACACCACUACCGACAACAUACAGCAGUUGGAUGAAUGUGUGAAUUACGUUCCAGUUGAGGCUUAUCAACUAUCGGGAAUGGCUUUGGUGGAGAUAUUUUUGCCCAGCGGAUUUGUAGCAGAAGCUGAUGCCAUCACAGAUAAAACUGGAAGGAUUCAGAAAAUUGAAAGACGCUUCUCAGAUACUUCGAUUGUUGUAUAUUAUGAUAACAUGGAACCCGAAUCAGACUGUUUCCAAGUUACUGCCUACCGUCGUUAUAAAAUUGCAUUGCAUUUGCCAUCUUACAUCAAAGCGUAUGAUUAUUACAAUGACGAAAGCUAUGGCAUUAAACAGUACGAAGGAAAGGUGCUUCAGCUAUGUGAUAUUUGCGAAGACGACGACUGCGAAACAUUAUCAUGUUGAGAGAGCUCGAAAUAGAAUAAACUGUGUUCAUUCA
This is a messenger RNA of Aedes albopictus (Asian tiger mosquito), 951 nucleotides long. Its product is annotated as thioester-containing protein 1 allele R1-like. Bases 405 to 917 code for a protein of 170 amino acids. Gene Ontology annotation, cellular component: extracellular region. NCBI's taxonomy places the organism in Eukaryota, Metazoa, Arthropoda, Insecta, Diptera, Culicidae. The transcript has 3 exons. The record is from RefSeq and is a predicted model, not a curated record.